Molecule: messenger RNA, 444 nt
Organism: Penicillium griseofulvum
Lineage: Eukaryota; Fungi; Ascomycota; Eurotiomycetes; Eurotiales; Aspergillaceae
Product: RNase H1/viroplasmin domain-containing protein
Exons: 2
Coding region: 1-444 (147 amino acids)
Source: RefSeq, a predicted model, not a curated record
AUGGAAGAGAUGGGUGUCAUAAAGGCAAAAGAGAUCAUAAAAAGCGAAGCAGGAGAGACUACCCCUCUGGAUGGAAACGGAUUCUAUGCGGUUGCGAACGGGGCUAAGCCUGGUAUCUACCCCUUUUACCGUGGUGAGAAUGGUGCGGAGAGAGAAGUCAUCAAGGUGGAGGGUUCAUGUCAUAAAAGAUUUAGGACGAUGGCCCAAGCCGAAGCUUUCAUGGAGGAUUGGAAAGGGACGUACGCUGAAGUUUGGAGUGAAUUGAUAAAGGAAGCAUUGGAUAAAGGUUUCAGACCUCGCGAUAUUCGAUCUUUCGGAUCUUGCGAGAUGGGGCUAUUCACUGAAUUAUUCUUAUACAAACCUGUUAGAUCGACCGAUGUUAAUGAAAUUACAGAAAAGGCAAAGAAACAGCUUUCUCUACAAGACAACAAACGCAAGGGCUAA